Messenger RNA from Annulohypoxylon maeteangense, 2775 nucleotides. RefSeq names its product P-loop containing nucleoside triphosphate hydrolase protein. The coding region runs from base 1 to 2775 and encodes 924 amino acids. The transcript is spliced from 11 exons. The record is from RefSeq and is a predicted model, not a curated record. NCBI's taxonomy places the organism in Eukaryota, Fungi, Ascomycota, Sordariomycetes, Xylariales, Hypoxylaceae. Gene Ontology annotation, molecular function: ATP hydrolysis activity; ATP binding.
AUGGCCCCCUUAUUAAAAUCUGAUGUUGAUAACGGUGAAGAUGACUCUAGUUCACAUUCGUCAUCUAUCUCAUCUCCGUCGAAAUAUCCCACUACUAAAACCGAACUUCUCGGACAAAAGCAUGAGAGCGAUGGGGCGCAACAUGAACAAGGCGAUUGUAAGAGAACUGUUAACUCGACAAAUCCCGACACCAUCCAACAAAUAGGAUGUCGCUCGAUUCACCCUAGAUUCCCCCGCCGAUCUCGAUCUGUGCCUAGCUAUCCCAAUCCCAGUCGCCCCAAUAGUCUGACAACUAUGAUCGACGAAGUUAAUGGCUUGAAGUCUCUCUCUCAGGCCUGGGAGAAGAAAUAUACCGUAGCGAAUAACCUAUCAGAAUCAAGCACGACUAAAGGCCUAGAGGAUGAGCCAGGAUCUUUUCCCACAGAAGAUGCUCUUGUGUUUCCAUUCUUCCACUUAGACUAUUCACACUUUAUAUACUACCAGUAUAUAUUCCCGUUUUCUCACCUGGAUCCUUGCAUCUUUGAAUUUGAGCCAGAAAAUAAGAGGCGCCCCUCGCCACUUGUAAAGCUCAUGAAAAUGGUUGGGUUGGAAGAAGUGAAAAGGCAUUUCUUAUCCGUUAGAGACCGAGUCAAGGCAGCCCAAGCCCUCGAAAAAAUGCCUCCGAUCAGAAGCUUGGAACUGGACUUGAUAAUCACAGGGAGUUAUGGAACGGGAAAAACGAGAAUUGCAGGCAUUUAUAUGGACUAUCUCCUGUAUCUCGGCAUCGACUGCCGCGGCGACUCUAACACGUCCAAAGCACGUAGUGAGGAGGACAAGGCUUACAUUAUCGAUGUCAACGGAAGUGAUCCUCUCAAGAGCAUAUUCGACAAGCCAAGUCCGUACUACAACGAACGCGAUCUACUCAAAAUUUUGGUGCGGGGCUACGGCGCACAGUUCCUUCGCGUGUAUGAGAAGUAUCAGAAUGUUCAUACACUGCAAGAUGAGAUUCGGAAAAUCCUGUGCCGCCAGGCUAAGCGUUUGGAGAAAGCGAUUCAAGUGAAGACCAACAUGGUUGUGCACAUUACUGAUCGAGCGUAUGAACUAACGGAAUCGGACUUUUUCGGCGAUGCAUGGAAGAAACUCGAGAGGAUGACUGGCAUGGAGAAGAUCAAGGACGCUAUAAAAGGGCUGGUUUCCAUGCGAAACAUCAACUAUGGCCGCGAAAGAGCCGGGGAGAAGCCCCUGAGAACCUCCCACAACUAUGUUUUCCUUGGACCACCGGGGACUGGGAAAACAACUGUCGCAUCGCUCUUUGGUCAGGUCAUUGCAGGGCUCGGAUUUAUCGAAAAUAGUACGGUAUGCAUUGGGGAUUCAGAGGCAACGACCCGAAAGAUCCUAAGAGAAACGGAGGACAAGGUUCUUAUUAUUGAUGAAGCACAUAUGUUUUACCUUAGCACCGAGUAUAACAGCGACGGAUCAGACAUUUACCGGAAAGGUAUCGUCGAUACGAUCGUGGCUCAUGUCGACAACGAACCUGAGAGCAACCGAUGUAUAAUCCUAACGGGAUAUCCGGAUCGGAUGAAAGAACGGUUCCCUCUGGAAGAUGCGUUCGUGUUUGAAAACUACGAUGCUAAAGCCUUAGAUGGGAUCGCAGCCACCGACGACGCGAAAUCCGUUGCCAUGGAAGUCCUUCAAAGAGAACGGGAACUCCCUAACUUUGGGAAUGGAGGCGCGGUACGCAAUCUCAUCAGCCGGGCACUAGCCACAUACAACAAACGUACACCGACAAUUGCACCAGAACUUUGGAGUUCGGAGAAUGAACAAAGCAAAAUAGUUUUGGAGCCAUACGACUUCGAGCCUGAGUACGAUCGCGGACUUCGAACCCAGAAGGAUUACCGCUCCCUCUUCAAAGACCUUGUCGGCUUUCAAGAGAUAAUCUCAGUCUUCGAGGGAUACCAGACAAUGACAGCGAACAUGAUCCAAUACGGCCUCGACCCACGCGAAGAAGUCCCAUUUAGCUUCGUCUUUAAAGGACCCCCAGGCACGGGGAAGACCACGACCGCGCGGGCUUUAGGCCAUAUCUACUACAGCAUGGGGUUCCUCUGCACUACCGAAGUGGUGGAUUGUUCGGUGACUGACCUCGUCGGAACCGCAGUCGGGCACACAGGACCAAAAGUGCAGAACCUGCUCGAGAAAGCUCUAGGUAAAGUCCUGUUCAUCGACGAAGCGUAUCGCAUGGGCCAGACAAUCAACUCAGGCGGGUUCAAACAGGAAGCAGUCGGUGAGCUAGUAGACUGUAUGACAAAAGAGAAGUUCGCGCAUAAACUAGUCAUUGUUCUCGCCGGCUACGAAGGCGAUAUGGACAAGCUCAUGGCUAUGAACGAGGGAAUGCGCGGCAGGUUCACGGAGAUGGUGUUCCCGAACAUGAGACCAACGGACUGUCUCCGUCUCCUGCAGAAGAAGCUGGAUGGCAAAAAGAUCAAGAUCGUUAGCCUGGAGAAGCAGGGGGUACAAGAUAAGAUCAUCAGCCUGUUUGAGAGUCUCAGUAAGACGAAGGCGUGGGCGAAUGCGCGGGAUGUGGAGUCUAUCUCCAAGCGCCUUGUUCGCCAUGUGUUCAUGAGCAAGGUGUUCGCCGGGGAACAUGUGGAACUCCCCCCUGAAGAAAUCGUUACUGUCUUGAGUCAACUUCUUCGUGAACGGGCUACAUUUGUUAAUAGCCAAAGAGAUAGAAGGUCCCGCGCAUCUGCCGGAUUCAAACUAGCACUGCCCGCGGUUAACAUCGAUGGCGUGUUUUGA